Molecule: messenger RNA, 2454 nt
Organism: Strigops habroptila (Kakapo)
Lineage: Eukaryota; Metazoa; Chordata; Aves; Psittaciformes; Psittacidae
Gene: PDZK1
Product: PDZ domain containing 1
Exons: 9
Coding region: 92-1657 (521 amino acids)
Biological process (GO): protein localization to plasma membrane
Cellular component (GO): apical plasma membrane
Molecular function (GO): protein-membrane adaptor activity; signaling receptor binding
Source: RefSeq, a predicted model, not a curated record
CAAUCAAAGUCCAGCCUUACUUAUAGAUACUGCCCCAGUAGGGGCAGCAAAAGAGAAUUCCUGUGAAUGCUGCUCCACACGACAUACAGAGAUGACUUCUCUUCUCCAGCCCCGAGAAUGUAAACUGACCAAAAAGCCCCAGAAGACUUUUGGAUUCUACCUGCGUCUUGAGAAAGACACAGCAGGACAUCUCAUCAGGAACGUGGAAAAGAACAGCCCAGCUGAAAAGGCUGGCUUGAAGGAUGGAGACAGAGUCCUUAGAGUUAAUGGUGUGUUUGUAGACAAGCAAGAACACAUACAGGUGGUGGAGAUUAUCAAAACCAGUGGGAAUUCUGUUGUACUACUUGUUCUGGAUGAUGCAUCCUAUCAAAAGGCUGAAAAGGAAGGACUAAACUUGGAAGAGCUUGGUCAAAAAGUGUCAACAGGACAGCAACAGGAGCAGCAGCCCCCACCAUCCAUGGUCAAUGGAGCAAUCACCGCAGUUCCACAACCCCGGCUCUGCUACCUAGUGAAGGAGGAGAAAGGCUAUGGCUUCUCUCUGAAAACCACAGAAGGACAGAAGGGGUUGUUCAUAGUAGACCUUUCAUCACAAGGAGCAGCUGCAAAGGCUGGUGUCCAAAAUAACGAUCGCGUGAUUGAAAUCAAUGGAAAAAAUGUGGAAAAUGACACACAUGAGGAAGCGGUGGAAAAGGUAAAGAAGUCUGAGAAUCGUGUUAUGUUUCUACUUUCAAAUGAAGAAACAGACCAGUAUUACAAGAGCCAGAAGAUGGUACUGAGCAAAGAGAGUGCCAGCCUGAGAUUGCUUCCCCUCAAACCACGACUUAUUGAGAUCCAGAAAGGAGAAAAUGGUUAUGGCUUUUAUCUACGGAUGGAACAAAAUACUGGUGAUCAUAUAAUCAAGGAUGUUGAUGCUGAGAGCCCAGCAGCCACAGCGGGUCUCAAAGACGACGAUAUUUUAGUAGCUGUGAAUGGAGAGCUGGUGGAUGGUCUGGACCAUGAAAGUGCAGUGGGAAAAAUUAAGCAGUCUGAGGCAAAAACCACACUGUUGGUAGUGGAUAAGGAGACUGACGCCAUGUAUAAACUGGCUCAGAUUUCCCCUUUCUCAUACUACUGCAAAGCACAAGAUCCAACUCCAGCUAAAAUGGAGGAAAGAGUGGAAUUGCACACUGAGCAGAAAGAGAACCACAAGCCAAGAAUCUGCAAGAUGGUGAAAGGGCCUAGUGGGUUUGGCUUCAGUUUAAACAUGAUUAAGAACAAGCCUGGACUGUUCAUCAAUGAGGUACAAAGCCAGGGACCAGCUGACACAGCAGGUGUAGAAAAUAACGACUUCUUGGUGGAAGUGAACGGCAUGAAUGUGAUGAAUGAAUCCUAUGACAAAGUGGUGGCAAGAAUCCGAGACAGUGGUGACAGACUAACACUACUGGUGUGCAGCAAAGAUGCUUACAAAUACUUCCAGGACCAGAACAUUCUCAUCACAGCCUCUAUGGCAGAUCCAGUCCAUGACACUUCUGAACCUCCUGAUUACACAGAAAAUUACCCAUCAGAGCCAGAGAGAAACUCACCUGAACCAAGGGAAAGGGCAAGCUCAUCCUCCUCUUCACAAUCAGCUGCCUCUACAAGAGCAGACAGUGACAACAGUGACGACACAAAGUUGUAAGGAGACAAACUAUGCCAAGAACAGAAAAAGAAACCUUCCAAAUCCUCUUUCUUCAAUCACCCUUUGCUACUACACCUCUCAGAAUUUGACUGCUCCUAGGAGUGCCAUACCUGUAAAGGACUGCAAUCUCUUGCUGAAAUGCAGCUGGCUGAGGUAAACACUUCAGUGUAAUUUGCAUUCAUCUAACACACUGCAAUUGUACUUCAUUGGCUUUCUGCCUUGUAAAGUGGGCAGUUAGUCACUUCCUUCUGUAAAGGCUUAAAUAAGUGUCAGUAGAAAAUUAAGUAUAGUGCAGCAGAAGGCAGAAAUGUUUUAUAGAUUCGUAAGCAUCUUAGCCUUUUAAGGAUAAGCUCUUAAUAAAGAGCAAUUGAUUUCUCCCCAUCUCCCAGGAGAGGCAGUUCUCCCCCUAAUCCAAGUCCAUCAGCUAAAGCUCUGUGGCAACUCUUCUACGUAAUACAGCUGUACAACUGCUGUGAAGUGGCAUAAGCCAGCCUACUCUGUGCGUUACACCCCUUUCUCCUGCUAACUUUGCAGAAAUGUCUUUCAAACAUUAAGCUAACUUCAUAAUUCAUAAAUCAAGACAUUUAAGCACUAUUCUUUCUCCACUGCAUACACUUGUGGGUCAUGGUAAUUAGAAUAGCGUACAUAAUUCAGUUGUGCACAUUUAACUCCAAGUCAACACCACAUUGUCUUGAAUAUGACAUAAAUGGCUUUGUAAUACUGCUGCUGUAUACUUUGUCUCUUUGCUGUACACUGAAGACAACCCAGAAAUAAAUUGUUUAGAGUGGCUAUUCCCA